Molecule: messenger RNA, 165 nt
Organism: Entrophospora sp. SA101
Lineage: Eukaryota; Fungi; Glomeromycota; Glomeromycetes; Entrophosporales; Entrophosporaceae
Source: the annotation of a GenBank genome assembly
AUGGAGGAAAGUGGCGGUAAUGGGAAUGCGCGAAGAAGAAGAGGAGGAGGAGGAACGGAACGAGAAAUCUAUUGCGGUAGAAGUUCUAGUGGAAUCGAUUAUGACGAAGUGAUCGGUAUUCUUAGCAGUAAAGAAAAGCACGAUGAUGAUGAUAAUUAUAGAUAG